AUGUUCGUCGGUUUGAAGCUGCCGGCGUUCCUUGACAAAUUCAAUGGACGUGGCUUCGUAUACUUGGAUUCCUCUCAGGCCAACUGGAUACUGAGCCCACUUCCCAUCAGCAGCCCUUCAUCAGCAAUAGGAGCAACCGUCAAAGAUCUGUACUCGAAGGAUAAAGAAACCUUGAAAAUCGCCUACAACGAUGAUUGGCCUGAUACACACAAAGCGAAUGGCGGUCGUGGUCACAGCAAGGGUGUAGCUGUAGCGAAUCUCGAAGGCGGAUUUUGGCUAAUACAUAGCGUGCCGAACUUCCCUCCAAUCACGUGGAAAAAAGUUUUAACAGCAAAAUAUGACUAUCCGGAAAGCGGUACGAAAUUUGCGCAGUCGCUUUUCUGCAUUUCAUUCGACGUCGAUGCACUUCCGGCGAUCAGCCAGUAUAUGCGAUACGCCCAAGUGACUCCAUUCAUCGCCAAUUUACCACAGUCGAUAAAGUUAUUAGCACCGUACUUUGAUGACGUCAUUCACAGAAGGUCCCUAAGUCGAGGGGAAACUGUGUUCACCUUCUCUAAAACUAUCAAGACUCGUCAGGGAGUGGAUGUAACAAUCUUUUCGAAACACAAGAAAUUCGGCGAAGAUCUUUGGCAUGACUUUAUUGCACCCAGUCUCAAAACAUCACUUGCUGUCGAAACGUGGAGAAAUGGAGCUGCACAGGAUAUUGGAUCACAAUGUGGUGACGGCGCAAAUGUGUAUGACGUUACUCAGGUUCAGUUACCUUCAGGAAGUUUUAGCAGUAGUAAAGAUCAUUCUAAAUGGGGUGUGUCGAUGAACGAAUCAAUGCCGUACUCAUGCAUUGGUGACAUUAACAGACAGGCUUCGCAGUUCAAACGUGGCGGUGGUGCCGCAUGCAUUCAAAGCAAAACCCUCUGGAAAACGCUGCAUAAUUCGGUGCUAAGUUUCGAAGCCUGCAAAAUUAAUAAGAAGAAGACGGAAGGAGCACUGAAGAAGAACGUACUAAAUCAGUCCUAA
This is a messenger RNA of Angiostrongylus costaricensis, 1014 nucleotides long. NCBI's taxonomy places the organism in Eukaryota, Metazoa, Nematoda, Chromadorea, Rhabditida, Metastrongylidae. The record is from the annotation of a GenBank genome assembly.